This is a messenger RNA of Salvia hispanica, 978 nucleotides long. RefSeq names its product membrane-anchored ubiquitin-fold protein 3-like. The record is from RefSeq and is a predicted model, not a curated record. NCBI's taxonomy places the organism in Eukaryota, Viridiplantae, Streptophyta, Magnoliopsida, Lamiales, Lamiaceae. Gene Ontology annotation, molecular function: protein binding.
UGGAAAAUAAAACAGAAAAGGACUGAUAAGCUGAAAACAAUAAGAUUCAAACACCACCGUUUUCGCUCUGUAAUCUUUGGCGGUCGUUCCACUUCUUUGGAACUGUAUCAUAAUCUCAUUUCACCGGAAUUCGUUUAUUUCCCCCCCGAUUUCUGAUCUUCCUCUAAAUGGGCUCUUGAUCAGGGGCCUCUUUUGAGUUUUGUGCUAAUUGGAUCAUAUGAGGUGGUUACUCGGUUCAUUGGGCGAUUCACAUGUACAAUUGCUGGUGGAUUUUAGCGAAUUGAAUUCUUUUACGCAUAAGCCUGUCAAUUUAUCACAUUGGAAUUCCAGUAAUAUAGCAGAGGGAGGCUACUAUGGCCGAGGGACUCGAGCAGCUUAAACUUAAGUUCAGAAUCUUUGAUGGGACAGAUAUAGGUCAUGGUUCCUAUUCGCCAUCCGUCACUGUUGCAACACUUAAACAAAGACUUCUUUCCGAGUGGCCUCAAGAUAAAUCAGUAGUCCCAAAGUCGGUAAAUGAUAUGAAAGUAAUCCAUGGGGGAAAAGUUUUGGAGAAUGACAAAACACUUGCCGAAUCUAGAGCGCACACCAGUGACCUUCCUGGUGGAGUUAUUACAAUGCAUGUUGUUGUACAGCCAGCUGUUGUUAAGAAAAAGACAGGUAAAAAUCUAUCCGGGAAUCAAAUACAGUGCUCGUGUUCCUGCACUAUCCUUUAGGGCCUGUCUGUAAAGAGCUUCACAAUGGUGAGGCUAUCUUUCCUUGCUUUUUUUUGUUACUUCCAUUGAAAUAUAAUAGUGCACGGGAGCAUCAACGAUGGAAAGGUCGUUGAGAAACGAAACAAAUUGGCUUCUAUAAGUUGAAACAUUGCCUUCAUACGUCACGAUGUGGAUCUAGAUUUCUCCCCGCUCUUGUUUACUUAUUCAUUUAUUUGUCUAUUUAUGGAUGUAAUUAUCUUUCAAUAAAUUAAUACCUUUACUUCUA